Messenger RNA from Culicoides brevitarsis, 3316 nucleotides. RefSeq names its product protein FAM91A1. The record is from RefSeq and is a predicted model, not a curated record. The transcript has 5 exons. Bases 208 to 2910 code for a protein of 900 amino acids. NCBI's taxonomy places the organism in Eukaryota, Metazoa, Arthropoda, Insecta, Diptera, Ceratopogonidae.
GAGCACUUACACGAAAUUCAAUAAAAAGUAAAGUUCUACAUUAUUUAAUUUAACUUAAAAAAACAUCUUUUAAAACAAUCAAUUAAUCUGUUAUUGCGGGAAUUGCAUCUCAGUCGAAAAUUGCUCAAGGAAUCCUGGAAAGUGACUUUUAAUAAACGUACUAUGCAUCACUUGGUUCAUCUGUAGCGCGUGGGAUCGUCUACCAAUAUGAGUAGCAUUAAUGCUGAAAUUGAGCAAUGUGUUCGACGCAAGACGCUUUGGUCGCAACUUCCAUUGCACGUAAAGCAAAUUUUCAAACACAUUCCGAAGGAAUAUGAGCAAUUCGUGUUCAACUACUCGGUACGAAACCAGUUGCGAUGGCGGGGCAAUAUUGUGAAAAAAAUUUUCAAAAAUGAGUCCCGUUACUACGAAAUUCUCGUGGAAAAAAGUAUCGUCCAUCUUAAUUUGUUUCCCUACCACUUGGCUGAUGUGAUAACGAAGGGCCUACGCUACACCCCAUUCAACUAUUAUCUGGAUGUUUUGUCGUUUAUGUUGAAGCACGACAAGAGUUACGAUACUUUGCCGAAUUUCACAGCUGCAGAUUGCCUUCGCAUCAUUGGCAUCGGUCGUAAUGAAUAUCUAGCACUGAUUGGCGAAGUGAAAACUAAUUCUAAAAAGUUUUUCCGAGAACAAGACCCCAAAUUAUUCUUACCGAAAGUACCUGUUUUUCACAAAAUUCAACCGUUUUGGCGUGUCGAGCUCGGAUAUGUUCUGGAGACGGAUAUUCAGUACUGCAGCGACAUCGAGCGCGGUCUCCUUGAUGAUUUAAUUGACUUUGGGUCUCAAACUGCCGGCGUACUGGAUUUUAAUGUCUUGCUUGGACUCUACAAAAAAGGACUCAUUUACUUGGACGUACCAAUUAGUGGGGAAGAUGUCAUUUGCAUUCCGCAACUGAAGAAUUUCGUGAUGAAUCGCGUGAGUGGCGAUUAUUUCGAAUCUCUGCUCUACAAAAUUUUCGUAACGGCUGACGAACACAUGACGAUUUCCGAAUUGGCCAGUAUGCUCGAAGUGGAACUCGAUACAAUUAAGAUCGGUGUGUCGCUGUUGUGUCGCCUAGGAUUCGCAAACAAAAAGACCGAGUUCAAUAUGAAUAACUUGCAUAUCAGUUGGAACGAAAUUCUGAAUGGUCAGCAGGAAAUUGUGGAAGAUGUGACAAUUUUGAAUCCACCAAAGGAAUUUUUGCGAGAAUCGACGCCAGACUCAACGCCACAACGCCCCACUAAUUUGCCAUUGAAAACAGCACAUACCUCUCCGACCAUCACAAGCCCGUACUGCAAGCCAGGAAGCGUGGACUCGACAUACAUUCUGACCCCGACACCGUUGGAUGGAUCGCCGCCACCGCGAUUGGGAAAGAAGAUUGGAUUUGUUUUUGAUUCAACAUUAACGGCCUUUUUGAUGAUGGGAAAUUUGUCGCCAGGACUAAAAAGUCACGCCGUGACUAUGUUUGAAGUUGGAAAGCUCUGUGAUGAAAGCAUGGAUCAAUUCUUGUUAGAAUUGGAAAAAAUAUCCGUCUUGGAUGCUGAAGGUGGGGAAGUUGGGCGAUACUUUACACAUGCAAUAAUGCUAAGAUCGACUUUAGUGGCUCUACGAAGUGUUUUUAACAGCGGAGUAGAUCUCCUGAGACUGGAGUGUCUUGAAAAUCUAGACUCGAAGACACGAGAUAAAAUUUUAGAUAAAAAAUACAAAGCCCUAAUUGCCAUGGCGCCACUUACGUCGCAUUUUAAACAUGUUUUCACAAUUCCAUUUUUCGGUCCAUUUUACAAAUGUGUCGAAGGCCAUUCGCACAUCUGGGCCAAACUCUUUUACUACCACUUAUCGGGAUUCGGACCUCCGAGUUUGUUUCUCGCGAAAGGUACUUUUCUCAAAUCUUUGCCACGCAUUUUCCUGGGAUACGGCAAACUUCUCGUUUCCAUCCCAAAUAACGAGCCAUACAUCCUCAAUAGUGAGAAUUACAACAACUUGAAUGUCUACCUGAAAAACGGCUGCUUAUUGGUCCAAGGUUAUGGCAUUCGAGAACCCGCUGAAUUACAUUAUCAGGCAUUCCCCUUCGAUCACACCGACAAACUGCAACUAAAAUGGAUGCGACACAAAGCCGUAAUCCGUCUGUCGCAUCACGUCAACUUGGAAAACAGUUGUGGUUACUUGACGUUUGUCAAUACAAAAGUGCCUGACAUCGGAUGUGAUGAUUUUACACUGAAUGUGCGACUGGAACGUGCAAAAAGUAAAAAACAUUCAGGAACGGCAAAAGUCAGUGCGAAGGAUACGAAAGGCAUCGAAAACAAAAAUUUUGUGCAGGAAAAAGGACAAGUUGCGCCACCCAUUACGGAUCUACUCUCGCCACUCGACUCCGAAAUUACGGCUUUUAACACAUUGGAACCGCAGCACGCGACUCUCAUAACUCCCGUUUCACCUGCACAAGUUUUUCGCAGUGACGAUUGCAAUGAAUUAAUUGAAAAGGAGUUGGAUAUUCUGGAAGACGAAGAAAAUAAAAGAAAAGUUUUGAAUUCACAGAGCUCGGUGGAACUUUUAGUGCUUGAUGACGAGAAUCAUGACAUGCGACAAACAGAUGGCGAAUACUAUGGUGAGGAAUGGACUCUUUUGGACGUUUGUUUUGGUAUUCCCCUGUUCGAGGCCGAUUGUAAUUCUCGAAUUUGUCAACAAUUGUCCAAGGAUUUGUUGACAGAUAACAACUUGGCCAAACUAAAAUUUGUCAAUCAGGAAAUGAAUGAAAAAUUCAUGAAAUUUAUUUCGCAGUGUAUGUAUUUCGUGGACGAAAAUAUCGAAUAUGCCAAAAUUGGAGCCCUUAUACCUCCGCCAAGGAUAAACUUGGCUUUCGAGAAUGGCAAAAUAUGCACAUGGCCUGGAAAGUAAGCCAUUUGGAGCGAAACGUAGAUUUCUUAUGAAGAGCGUUUUAAUAAAAAAUAACAUUUAUAUGUGUUUUAGUUCUAGUUUGAAAAUUCGAGUCAUAUUAAGAAUUCAUUAGCUUUACUUUUAAGUUUUUCACUAAUCCAAAAUAACUAUAAGCCAAGUAGCAUUAAUUUUAAAAAAUGUAUAAAAACACAUUAACAUUAAAAGAGAAACUUAAUAUAUUCAAUGAAAAAACUUAUAAACAAUCAACGAAAAACGUCCAAAGGAAAAUUUUCUUUGUUAAAACCCUUUUUAUUUCUAUUUUAAUCAAAAAAGUACUUACCAGUUGAUUAUAAAUCAAAUACUUGUUAAAGAACAUAAAUAUACGAUAAAAGAAUGAAUGAACAAUAAAACUUGCACGACUUGUUUU